AUGCCUGUACUUGGGGUUGCCUCAAAACUGAGGCAGCCAGCUGUUGGGUCAAAGCCUAUUCAUACUGCUCUUCCGAUACCAAAUUUUGGCACUACUGGGUCACAGCACUAUUCUUCGAGACCUUUGGAACUUACUGAAUCAGAGAGCUCAAUGCUUUCUUGUCAGGUCACAUUACAAUCAGCCUGUGAAUUUGAAGAGAAGAAACCCCUCCAAGGAAAAGCUAAGGAGACAGAAGACAGCAAGAUUUACACGGACUGGGCCAACCACUACCUGGCAAAAUCGGGCCACAAGCGGCUGAUCAAGGAUUUGCAGCAAGACAUUGCAGAUGGAGUACUGCUAGCAGAAAUCAUCCAGAUCAUUGCAAAUGAAAAAGUUGAAGAUAUCAAUGGAUGUCCUAGGAGUCAAUCUCAGAUGAUUGAAAAUGUUGAUGUCUGCCUUAGUUUUCUAGCAGCCAGAGGAGUAAAUGUUCAAGGUCUAUCUGCUGAAGAAAUAAGAAAUGGAAACUUAAAAGCCAUUCUAGGGCUGUUUUUCAGUUUGUCUCGCUACAAGCAGCAGCAACACCAGCAGCAGCAGUAUUACCAGUCGUUGGUGGAGCUUCAGCAGCGGGUCACUCACGCCUGCCCUCAGGCAGAAGCCAGUCAGGCCAAAACCCAGCAAGAUAUGCAGUCCAGUCUGGCAGCCAGAUAUGCAACUCAGUCUAAUCACAGUGGAAUUGCAACCAGUCAAAAAAAGCCUACUAGGCUUCCAGGUCCCUCUAGGGUGCCAGCUGCAGGCAGCAGCAGCAAGGUCCAGGGAGCCUCCAAUUUAAAUAGGAGAAGUCAGAGCUUUAACAGCAUUGAUAAAAACAAGCCUCCAAAUUAUGCAAAUGGCAGUGAAAAAGAUUCCUCCAAAGGACCUCAACCAUCUUCAGGUGUGAGUGGUAGCACGCAGCCCCCCGGCACCGCUGGGCAGCCCCCGGCCUCUGCCAUCCCUUCUCCGAGCACCAGCAAGCCGUGGCGCAGCAAGUCCAUGAACGCCAAGCACAGCGCCACCUCCACCAUGCUGACCGUGAAGCAGUCGAGCCCAGCCACCUCUCCCACACCAUCUGCAGACAGACUGAAGCCCCCUGCCUCAGACGGGGGCAAAGCAGCUCCCUCGGGACAGAAAUCCAUGCUUGAGAAAUUCAAGCUGGUCAAUACACGGACUGCUUUACGCCCCCUGCAACCUCCCAGUUCAGGACCCAGUGAGGGUGGGAAAGAGGACGAUGCCUUAUCUGAAUCUGGUGAAAUGGAAGGCUUUAACAGUGGUCUGAAUAGUGGCGGCUCAACCAAUAGCAGCCCCAAAGUGUCACCGAAAUUAGCCCCUCCAAAAGCUGGAAGCAAAAAUCUCAGCAAUAAAAAGUCUUUGCUACAGCCAAAGGAAAAAGAGGAAAAGAACAGGGACAAAAAUAAAGUUUGCACUGAAAAACCAGUCAAGGACGAGAAAGAUCAGGUGGCGGAGACGACUCCAAAAAAGACCUCUAAAAUUGCAAGCUUAAUCCCAAAGGGCAGCAAGACGACAGCAGCCAAGAAGGAAAGCUUAAUCCCCUCUUCCAGUGGGAUUCCAAAACCGGGCUCAAAGGUGCCAACAGCAAAGCAAACUGUUUCACCGGGAGGCUCAGCAAACAAAGAGUCUGAAAAAUUCAGGACUACCAAGGGAAGCCCUUCCCAGUCCUUCCCUAAGCCCGUAACGACUGAGAAAGCAAGCACAUCCAACUGCCCUGCUCCUUUGGAAGGAAGGGAAGCUAGCCACGCUUCUCCGGCGGGUUCCUGUGCUGGGUCAGCGGCGCAAGGCAGUGCGCAGAGCGUGGGAAAUGGAGCCGUCCAGCUCCCUCAGCAGCAGCAACACAACCACCCAAAUACUGCCACCGUGGCUCCGUUCAUUUAUAGAGCACAUUCAGAAAAUGAAGGUACCUCUUUACCAUCUGCCGAUUCCUGUACCAGUCCUACUAAGAUGGAUUUAUCAUACAGUAAGACAGCUAAGCAGUGCCUAGAGGAGAUAUCCGGUGAAGACCCUGAAACAAGAAGAAUGAGAACAGUUAAAAACAUAGCAGAUUUGAGGCAGAAUUUAGAAGAGACUAUGUCCAGUCUUCGUGGGACCCAGAUAAGUCACAGCACCCUGGAGACAACAUUUGACAGCACUGUGACGACGGAAGUGAACGGCAGGACCAUACCCAACUUGACAGGUCGACCCACUCCCAUGACCUGGAGGUUGGGCCAGGCAUGUCCUAGACUUCAGGCUGGAGAUGCUCCCUCCCUGGGUGCUGGCUACCCUCGCAGCAGUACCAGUCGUUUCAUCCACACAGACCCCUCAAGGUUCAUGUACACUACGCCUCUCCGUCGAGCUGCUGUCUCUCGGCUGGGAAACAUGUCACAGAUUGACAUGAGUGAGAAAGCAAGCAGUGACCUGGACAUGUCUUCUGAAGUCGAUGUUGGUGGAUAUAUGAGUGAUGGUGAUAUCCUUGGGAAAAGUCUCAGGGCCGAUGACAUCAACAGUGGGUACAUGACAGAUGGAGGGCUCAACCUGUAUACUAGGAGUCUGAACCGAAUACCAGACACAGCGACUUCCAGGGAUGUCAUCCAGAGAGGGGUUCAUGAUGUGACAGUGGAUGCAGACAGCUGGGAUGACAGCAGCUCGGUGAGCAGCGGCCUCAGUGACACCCUGGAUAACAUCAGCACUGAUGACCUGAACACCACGUCCUCCGUCAGCUCUUACUCCAACGCCACUGCCCCGUCCCGAAAGAACAUGCAGCUGAAGACAGAUUCAGAGAAACGAUCUGCAACAGAUGAGCCCUGGGAUAGUACCGAGGAGGUGAAAAAAACAGAGGAGGACUUUGAUAGCCAUGGGGAUGGAGGUGGCAAGUGGAAGGGCGUUUCCUCUGGACUUCCUGAAGACCCUGAGAAGGCAGGGCAGAAAGCCUCCCUGUCUGUUUCACAGACAGGCUCCUGGAGGAGAGGCAUGUCAGCCCAAGGAGGAGCGCCAUCUAGGCAAAAAGCUGGAACCAGUGCGCUCAAGACCCCUGGGAAAACUGAUGAUGCCAAAGCUUCUGAGAAAGGGAAAACUCCCCUGAAAGGAUCGACUCUACAGAGGUCUCCUUCAGAUGCAGGAAAAAGCAGUGGAGAUGAGGGGAAAAAGCCCCCCUCAGGCAUUGGGAGAUCAACGGCCACUGGCUCUUUUGGAUUUAAGAAACCAAGUGGAGUAGGGUCAUCUGCCAUGAUCACAAGCAGUGGAGCCACCAUAACAAGUGGCUCAGCAACACUGGGUAAGAUCCCCAAAUCUGCUGCCAUUGGUGGGAAGUCAAAUGCCGGGAGAAAAACCAGUUUGGACGGUUCACAGAAUCAGGACGAUGUUGUGCUGCACGUCAGCUCGAAGACCUCCCUGCAAUACCGCAGUUUGCCCCGCCCGUCCAAAUCCAGCACCAGUGGCAUUCCCGGCCGAGGUGGCCACAGAUCCAGCACCAGCAGUAUAGAUUCCAAUGUCAGCAGUAAGUCAGCUGGUGCCACUACCUCGAAACUGAGAGAACCCACGAAGAUCGCCUCAGGGCGCUCGAGUCCCGUCACUGUCAACCAGACAGACAAGGAGAAGGAAAAAGUAGCAGUCUCAGAUUCAGAGAGUGUUUCUUUGUCUGGUUCCCCCAAAUCCAGCCCCACGUCUGCUAGUGCCUGUGGGACACAAGGGCUCAGGCAGCCAGGGUCCAAGUAUCCUGACAUUGCCUCACCUACAUUUCGAAGGUUGUUUGGUGCCAAGGCAGGUGGCAAAUCUGCCUCUGCACCUAAUACUGAGGGUGUGAAAUCCUCCUCUGUAAUGCCCAGUCCUAGUACCACAUUAGCGCGGCAAGGCAGUCUGGAAUCACCGUCGUCUGGUACGGGCAGCAUGGGCAGUGCUGGUGGGCUAAGUGGCAGCAGCAGCCCUCUCUUCAAUAAACCCUCAGACUUAACUACAGAUGUUAUAAGCUUAAGUCACUCGUUGGCUUCCAGCCCAGCAUCGGUUCACUCUUUCACAUCAGGUGGUCUCGUGUGGGCUGCCAAUCUCAGCAGUUCCUCUGCUGGCAGCAAGGACACUCCAAGUUACCAAUCCAUGACUAGCCUCCAUACGAGCUCUGAGUCCAUUGACCUCCCCCUCAGCCACCACGGCUCCCUGUCUGGACUGACCACAGGCACUCACGAGGUGCAGAGCCUGCUCAUGAGAACGGGUAGUGUGAGAUCUACUCUCUCAGAAAGCAUGCAGCUUGACAGAAAUACACUACCCAAAAAGGGACUAAGAUAUACCCCGUCAUCUCGGCAGGCCAACCAAGAAGAGGGCAAAGAGUGGUUGCGCUCGCAUUCUACCGGAGGGCUGCAGGACACCGGCAAUCAGUCGCCCCUGGUCUCCCCUUCUGCCAUGUCAUCUUCUGCAACGGGAAAAUACCACUUUUCCAACUUGGUGAGCCCGACAAAUCUGUCUCAAUUUAACCUUCCUGGGCCCAGCAUGAUGCGUUCAAACAGCAUCCCAGCCCAAGACUCAUCCUUCGAUCUCUACGACGACUCCCAGCUUUGUGGGAGUGCCACGUCUCUGGAGGAGAGGCCACGGGCCAUCAGCCAUUCAGGCUCAUUCAGGGACAGCAUGGAAGAAGUUCAUGGCUCUUCAUUAUCACUGGUCUCCAGCACUUCUUCUCUUUACUCUACGGCUGAAGAAAAGGCUCAUUCAGAGCAAAUCCAUAAACUACGGAGAGAGCUUGUUGCAUCACAGGAAAAAGUUGCCACUCUCACAUCUCAACUUUCAGCAAAUGCUCACCUCGUAGCAGCUUUUGAAAAGAGUUUAGGGAAUAUGACUGGCCGACUGCAAAGUCUAACCAUGACAGCGGAACAGAAGGAGUCUGAACUGAUCGAACUAAGAGAAACCAUUGAAAUGCUGAAGGCCCAGAACUCUGCUGCCCAGGCAGCCAUUCAGGGAGCACUCAAUGGUCCAGACCACCCUCCCAAAGAUCUCCGCAUCAGAAGACAGCAUUCCUCCGAAAGCGUUUCUAGUAUCAACAGUGCCACGAGCCAUUCCAGCAUUGGCAGUGGUAACGAUGCUGACUCCAAGAAGAAGAAAAAGAAAAACUGGGUGAACUCUAGAGGAAGUGAGCUGAGAAGCUCAUUCAAACAAGCCUUUGGGAAGAAAAAAUCCACCAAGCCUCCAUCCUCACAUUCGGACAUUGAAGAGCUUACUGAUUCGUCCCUUCCAGCGUCCCCCAAGUUGCCCCACAAUGCGGGUGACUGUGGGCCAGCCUCCAUGAAGCCCUCGCAAUCCGCCUCAGCGAUCUGUGAAUGCACAGAGGCUGAGGCAGAGAUAAUUCUGCAGCUGAAGAGUGAGCUCAGAGAAAAGGAAUUAAAAUUAACGGAUAUUCGGCUGGAGGCCCUCAGCUCUGCUCAUCAUCUCGAUCAGAUCCGGGAAGCCAUGAAUCGGAUGCAGAAUGAGAUUGAAAUACUGAAGGCGGAAAACGACCGGUUGAAGGCAGAAACGGGGAAUGCUGCGAAGCCAGCUCGGCCCCCGUCUGAGUCCGCAAGUAGCACUUCCUCCUCAUCCUCACGCCAGUCCUUAGGACUCUCUCUGAACAAUUUGAACAUCACGGAGUCUGUUACCUCAGAUAUUUUGCUCGAUGAUGCUGGUGAUGCAACCGGACAUAAAGAUGGCCGCAAUGUGAAAAUUAUAGUCUCCAUAAGCAAGGGCUACGGUCGAGCAAAGGAUCAGAAGUCUCAGGCAUAUUUGAUAGGAUCCAUUGGUGUCAGUGGAAAAACCAAGUGGGAUGUCUUAGAUGGUGUAAUUAGACGUCUCUUUAAGGAAUAUGUGUUCCGAAUUGAUACAUCCACUAGCCUUGGUCUGAGCUCUGACUGCAUUGCCAGCUACUGUAUAGGAGAUUUAAUUAGAUCCCAUAACCUAGAAGUGCCUGAACUGCUGCCUUGUGGAUACCUUGUCGGCGAUAAUAACAUCAUCACUGUGAACCUGAAAGGGGUAGAAGAAAACAGUUUGGACAGUUUUGUUUUUGAUACGCUGAUUCCUAAGCCAAUUACCCAAAGGUACUUUAACUUGUUGAUGGAGCAUCACAGAAUUAUACUCUCAGGACCUAGUGGUACUGGAAAGACCUAUUUAGCAAACAAACUUGCUGAAUAUGUAAUAACCAAAUCUGGGAGGAAAAAAACAGAGGAUGCAAUUGCCACUUUUAAUGUGGACCACAAGUCUAGUAAGGAAUUGCAACAAUAUCUAGCUAACCUGGCUGAACAAUGCAGUGCUGAUAAUAACGGUGUAGAGCUUCCAGUUGUAAUAAUUCUUGAUAAUCUUCAUCAUGUGGGCUCUUUGAGUGAUGUCUUCAAUGGUUUUCUCAACUGUAAAUACAACAAAUGUCCAUAUAUUAUUGGAACAAUGAAUCAGGGAGUUUCUUCAUCACCAAAUCUAGAGCUGCAUCACAAUUUCAGGUGGGUGCUGUGUGCAAACCACACAGAACCAGUGAAAGGCUUUUUAGGCAGAUAUCUUCGAAGGAAACUGAUAGAGAUGGAAAUUGAAAGGAACAUACGCAAUAAUGACCUAGUCAAAAUUAUAGAUUGGAUUCCUAAGACAUGGCAUCAUCUCAACAGUUUUUUGGAAACACACAGUUCUUCUGAUGUUACCAUUGGUCCUCGACUUUUCCUUCCUUGCCCCAUGGAUGUAGAAGGUUCUAGAGUAUGGUUCAUGGAUCUCUGGAACUAUUCUUUGGUACCUUAUAUUCUGGAGGCAGUGAGAGAAGGUCUGCAGAUGUAUGGGAAACGAGCACCUUGGGAAGAUCCCUCAAAGUGGGUGCUUGAUACAUACCCAUGGAGCUCAGCAUCUUUGCCUCAGGAGGGCCCAGCAUUACUUCAGUUGCGACCAGAAGAUGUUGGGUAUGAGGGCUGCAUAUCCACAAAGGAAGCUACAACCUCAAAGCACAUUCCACAAACUGACACAGAGGGGGAUCCCCUGAUGAAUAUGCUAAUGAAACUCCAAGAAGCAGCCAAUUACUCGGGCACACAAAGCUGCGACAGUGAUAGCACCAGCCACCGUGAAGACGUUUUGGAUUCGUCUCUUGAAUCUACCCUCUAGAGGGUGAACAAAGUUAGGGGAAAAGACUAUGCUUUAAAAAAAAAAAAAAAAAAAAAAAAAGGUUAAAAAGUAAGGUAUUUUCACUAAACCACUGCCAAUAUGAAAGCGCCCUGACCCAGGGCCGUGGUCUCCAAGGAGGCAGUAGAACUAAGUUUGAACUGCCAAGAUGCUAAAUUGACACGGAAGCGUAACUUGCUUUCCUUUCUAGGCAUUUUUAUAUCCGUGGAGUGAUGUAAGGCUCCAUUACUCAACUGGAAAGGACCCUAAUGACAGGGCAACUGAAUAGAUUGCACAUGGGAUUAGCCAAACUGGACUUUCUGUUUUUCCUCUUUAAAAGUUUACAAUGCAGACCUUUUUUUUUGUUGUUGUUCCUUCCUUUGGUUUCCUCUGAGGGGCUGUUCUCCCCAAGCAGGGUCCAUUCUUCUGAUCCUUCCAAGCUCCUUUGUGCCACAUGGUGCUGGUCACGGAGCCCCAGUAGUGUUUGUGUUGUGCGCUCACCCCAUUUCCUAAAUGAAGAGGCCAGGCCUCCGCAAGCACAAAUGGAAUUGUGCAACCCCCAGGGAAACACUGCUGUGACAAGCUGGAGAAGUGCCAGUGUCAUUCAACUGCCAUGAUCACAGGAUGUGCUCCACCCUCUUUUUAGUGUCUGAGUCACGGGUUUGAAAAGGUGGUUUUUACCACCGUGGUCUUUUUAAACCACCUGCCCACUCCCUUAAAAAGAGUUUUAUACCAAUUAUUAGUCAACACUGAUAAAAGGCUUUUUUAGGGCUUUAUUUGUUUGAGCCUUGUCAGUGAAAAGAAGCAACAUUUCCUAUGGUGCUGUCUCACUGCCUUAAAACCAAUUUCUACAACAGUUUAACAGUUGGUUUAAAUCCUGAACCAUUGGUAAUUGCCACUGUCUUUUCAUUUACAACACCGGUUAACGCAGUAGCCAUCUCUCUCUAGUUUUGUGUUUGUUUUUUGAAGAAAUGGAUAGGAGAAAGAUCAGUAUUUUUACCUUGUGAAUAGAUUGCUUUGCCUCUCCUCCAAAAUACUCAAGUCAACCCAGAAACCCUCUUUGACUGUCACUUCAAAGCGAAGCCAUGUGGCUAAAUUUCAUCCAGCUCUAGGGGAAAGAGUUUCAGAAGGCGGGAGAUUGUGAUUUCUUAUCCAGCAGAGCUGGAAGCAGUAGAUGCAGCAUGAGCACAACGAUUCCGCUUUUCUCCCCUAUUCUUUUUUUUUUUUUUUUUUUAAUUAUUAUGAGUUUUGAGCAUGUUGUUUUGAUGGAUAUUGUUGUACAUGAGAAAUUCAGCAUUCGAGAACACUGAUGCAGUGAAGUCACUGUGGAUGAGGAAGCGUUUAUACUGUAAAAGGACGUUAGAUUUGCACAGUCUACUGGGUAGGUAUUGUAAAUAAUCAUUUUAAAAACUUGCACAAAUCGAAACAAACACACACACAAAAAUUGUAUUUUAUCCUGUGGAUGUUAAGAGAUGUUUCACUUGCUGAGAUUUCCUGUACAUUGCAAAUACAGAAUGCAAACCCUCAACACUGUUAUGAUCUGGUGUGUUUGUCCUGUAUUUACAGUUGUGAUGACCAUGCAGGAGCUAUCAGUGCUAGAGUGAGCAUGCUUCAAAACUGUCCAUGAAGCCAAUCCAUUUUCGGAAAAGUAAAAAUGUCUGAAAAUGCAUCUGUCGUGGCAGGCUUUCAAGAGAGUGCAUGAAAACUGAUGGGAGUGAUUGGAGGAGUUCCCACCACACACAGGGGACAGGUUUGAAAUUUAUCAACCCAAGGGCUAGGCCAUGGUGUAGGCUUGUCCCAUGCACGUGAAAAUGUGCUACUUUCAGGACGUGCAAUUGGUGCUACUCUCUGUGACCACCCACGGGUCAGUUGCUGUAGAACAAUAACAACACGAGACAUCUGUGCAGUUGUCAGAAUGUCACUCAGUCUAUAGGUCCUCCACGGUGCUAUUGCCCUAAGGGAAAUCGGAACUGAAUUUAUGCACAUAGAAUGGUCACCCUGACUACGAAGCCUCAAACGUGGAUCACAUCUGUGGUGAAGCAUCAAUAUAUGUAGCUGGAUGAGUGACUAGUGGCCCUUGUAUAAUAUGUGAUCUAAGAAAAUUGCUAAUCUUUCCCUGCCGUUUUGAGAAACACAGUCCAAACACGAUCAUAAACAAAUUCCUGCAAUACAUCCCAGUAGGUCCGCCUAGUUUACAACUUAAACUAGUUUGUGAAACAUUUGUCUGUAUACAUUUUAUAUUUUGUACAUUUUUGAUGUAACAUAUCAUGUAAAUAGAAACAGUGAAAUAAAUCAUCUGAAAAGUUUUGUAGUCUUUGUAAAGCCCCGACAACAAGUACUUGGUGUCAGUGGACAUAACUGGGUGAUGUAUUUUCUAUUGGUUGAUUGUUCCUCUAGCUUGUAAACCAGCUUGCAUAUAUUUUUUUGCAAAUGUGCACCCUGUAUCUGUCUAAAUUAUUAC
Balaenoptera ricei (Rice's whale) is the source of this 9550-nucleotide messenger RNA. It is a transcript of the gene NAV3, whose product is annotated as neuron navigator 3. The coding region runs from base 1 to 7092 and encodes 2363 amino acids. The record is from RefSeq and is a predicted model, not a curated record. Gene Ontology annotation, molecular function: protein binding; ATP hydrolysis activity; ATP binding. NCBI's taxonomy places the organism in Eukaryota, Metazoa, Chordata, Mammalia, Artiodactyla, Balaenopteridae. The transcript is spliced from 39 exons. Gene Ontology annotation, biological process: neurogenesis; nervous system development.